AUGUUAAAAAUAACUGAGAAAAGGCUAGAGAAAAGAUUGAAAAAACCAAUAAUUUAAAAAUAGGGAAAUAAAAAAAUAAAUAAAAAAUUAUUAAAAAAAAAAAACAAAAAAGCAAACAAAAAAAUAAUAAAAAAGGAAAAAGAGCCUAAAUAUUUUACAUUGAAUUUAAUUAAUUCUUUUAGUUAAAAAAUUAAAGCAAAAAAUUAAGAUAAAUAUUUUUCUUCUUCUUUCAACUGCAUAAUUAAAUCUGCAAAUGAAAACAUAUGUACUUACUAAUCAAUUAAUUAAUUUACUUAUUUCAAAUUUAUUAUUCUUAAUAUUAAACAAAUAAUCAAACAAAUUAUACAUAAUUUGAUUAUUCUACAUAUGCAUUACAUUCAUUCAUUCAUUUCUCAUACUUUAUGUUAACAAAUAUAGUUAUCCACUUGUUCAGCUCCAAAUUUAUCCUUCAGUUCUUAAUUUCAAAGAAAAAGACCAAAAGUGAAGAACCUCACAAUAUGCAAGAUCUCCGCAAUCCUUGAGAAGAUUCAGGAAAAUUCCUCUGCGAUUCCACAUUACAACUUUUAGAAACACAAGAUGAUUGUAUUUGACUUGGAAGAAGAUUUACAAAAAUUAAAAUUAACCUAAUAAGAUAUAUACACAUAGAAUAAUUUAGUCUCUAUUAAAGAAUUUCUAUACAAAAUAUAAAGUAAUUUGAAAUGCCCAGAUGAGUAUUUCGUAGCAGCAUUUUUGCUCAUUUUAAAGUAUUUGAGCCUUUCUUCAAUUUAAUUCACAGAAAACAACUGCUAAAGAUUGAUUGCCUGCGCCAUUAUGCUUAUAGAAAAAUAAUAUAGUGAUUAUAUAUUAUCACUCUACGCCUACUCUAGAGGAGUAAACAUACCUGUUAAAGAUUUAUAAGAAAUGGAAUUAUAAUUUUUGUCUACAAUAAACUGGGAAAUUAAUAUUAAAGAAGAAGAAUUUCAAGCUUUUUAAGAGUAUUUCAACACAAUAAGCGCAUGA
Molecule: messenger RNA, 999 nt
Organism: Tetrahymena thermophila SB210
Lineage: Eukaryota; Ciliophora; Oligohymenophorea; Hymenostomatida; Tetrahymenidae
Product: amine-terminal domain cyclin
Exons: 3
Biological process (GO): regulation of cyclin-dependent protein serine/threonine kinase activity
Molecular function (GO): protein kinase binding
Source: RefSeq, a predicted model, not a curated record